Manihot esculenta (cassava) is the source of this 1053-nucleotide messenger RNA. RefSeq names its product CASP-like protein 3A1. The record is from RefSeq and is a predicted model, not a curated record. The transcript has 3 exons. The coding region runs from base 192 to 836 and encodes 214 amino acids. Lineage: Eukaryota; Viridiplantae; Streptophyta; Magnoliopsida; Malpighiales; Euphorbiaceae.
UUUUAGGAUUAGGAGAGAGAGUUUUCUGUAAAAAGAACCAUAGUACAUGAAAGAGAGGAGAAGAGAGGAGAGAGCUCCACAGUCCAGCUUCCAGCUUCACAUCUGAGUCAUCUCUCCUCCUCCUCCUCUACUGACAACCGAUACAGAAAAAGACAUCUGCAAACGAUUGAUCAAGAAAAAGUGAAGCUGUGAUGAUGAAUGACCAAAAAGUGCCACCAUCGGAGGUGGCUGCACAGCUAACGGAAUCAAAGGUGGCCGCGACGGAGAUCAGUGGCACAAUCAGUGGGCCGCUGAUAAGAGCAGCGAGGCCUUUUGGCCGGAAAGCUGAAGUCUUGCACGUGGCACUUAGGCUGUUGUGCAUGCUCGCAUCUGUUGCAUCACUAUCGUUUAUGGUCACAGCCCAUCAGUCCACCUCUGUCUCCAUCUAUGGGUUUAAGCUUCCUGUUCACUCUAAAUGGUCAUUCGCUCAAUCGUUCGAGUAUCUAGUUGGAGUCUCUGCAGCUGUAGUUGCUUACUCCUUGCUGCAACUGCUAAUUAGCAUGUCAAGGCUGCUUAGAAAAUCUCCAGUGAUUCCAUCAAGAACCCAUGCUUGGCUUAUUUUUGCAGGAGAUCAGGUGUUCGCGUAUGUGAUGCUUAGUGCUGCGGCUGCUGCAUCAGGGGUCACCAAUCUGAACCGAACAGGAAUCCGACUUAUGCCUUUACCAAAUUUCUGCAAGCCUCUACACUACUUCUGUGACCAUGUGGCUAUCUCUAUAGCCUUCACUUUCUUCAGCUGCUUCUUGCUUGCUGCAUUGGCUGCUCAGGAGGUUAUGUGGCUAUCCAAGUCAAGUUACUGAAGUUCCUUUGCCUCCUGUACCAGAUGUUUGCACACCCAUGGGAGCAUGUAAACUUGUAGCAAAUAUAUGCGUUCUCUAAAUUAGUUCCGGGGAAAUACUUUGUUACGUCAGAUUUUGUAAUCCACCAUGUUCAAUCUGCCUUUGUAAGGAGGAAGAUGGCGCAUAUCUAAUUAUGAUAACAUGUCCUAUAUCAGUGAUUAUGACCCGAUUGUUGGAA